Molecule: messenger RNA, 2135 nt
Organism: Humulus lupulus (European hop)
Lineage: Eukaryota; Viridiplantae; Streptophyta; Magnoliopsida; Rosales; Cannabaceae
Exons: 11
Coding region: 332-1585 (417 amino acids)
Biological process (GO): translational initiation
Cellular component (GO): eukaryotic translation initiation factor 2B complex
Molecular function (GO): translation initiation factor activity; guanyl-nucleotide exchange factor activity
Source: RefSeq, a predicted model, not a curated record
UUGUUUCUCCCAUUUCCCUAUUAGUUCGCAUUGCCUGCCUGGUAUCUCGCAACUCCAUCACCCUCUUCUCUUCUCUUUCGACUCUUGCCGCAGCAAACCAAACCAACCUUGUUUCUUUCUACUGAAUCACUCUCCUCCCCUCUCCUUCCUAUUAGUAUUCUUUAUAUUCUCUCUCUACCUAUAUUUUCAUUCUCAAUUUCACUCAGAAAAACCCUUCAACCCCUAAAUUCGCGCUCUCUCUCUCUCUCCCCCCUUCAUCGCUAUCACGAAGUUGGGGGCGUACUCUUCGAAACUCCGCUCCUGCUUUUCAGGUGAAAAUUUUGGUGAAAAGAUGCCAGACAUGCAGGCCCAUGUUAAUGAAUUCCUUGUAAAGCUUAGAAAGCGUAAAAUUGAGGGUUCACAGGCCACCGCAAAACUGACAGCUGAGUUACUCCGGUCGGUGAUUUCGCAGCAAAGAGUGCCCUACUCUAAUCAAGCUGGAGCUUUGGUUGAUGCAGUUAAGGCUGUUGGAGAACAGCUCAUUGCUGCAAAUCCUGUUGAGCUUGCUGUGGGUAAUAUUGUGAGGCGUGUUUUGCACAUUAUUAGGGAAGAGGAUCUUUCUCUUACAACAGCAGCUAUGGCUGGGUUGAACUUAUCAUCUGUAAGUGACGAUGAAGAUGAUGCUGAACAUGAAGAGCAUCCAGUCCUAUCAGCUGCUGCUGUUGCUGCCGCUUCAAGAAGCACACUGCGCCCUCCUUCCUUGCAAGCACUUCUUGAGGAUUUACCUGAUGCAGCGGCUCUUCCUCGUACUUCUUCAUCUGGAGGUGAUUCUGAAGGGAAAAGCAAAUCUGCUGACAAGAGCUCAAGAAGUCGGAGGCUAAAGCACGAUGUCAUUGAAGCAGUAAAUGAGCUUAUACAAGAUAUCAACACUUGUCAUGAACAGAUUGCAGAGCAAGCAGUAGAGCACAUUCACCAGAAUGAGGUAAUAUUAACUUUAGGGAGUUCAAGAACAGUCCUGGAAUUUCUUUGUGCUGCGAAGGAGAAGAAGAGAUCUUUUCGGGUAUUUGUUGCAGAGGGAGCUCCAAGAUAUCAGGGGCACCUUCUGGCAAAAGAUUUGGUCUCUAGAGGUUUGCAAACCACACUAAUAACUGAUUCAGCUGUUUUCGCCAUGAUAUCCCGUGUGAACAUGGUCAUAGUUGGUGCUCAUGCUGUCAUGGCCAAUGGUGGGGUUAUAGCACCUGUUGGAUUGAAUAUGGUUGCCCUUGCAGCUCAAAGGCAUGCUGUUCCUUUUGUGGUGCUUGCUGGUAGUCACAAGUUGUGCCCUCUGUAUCCACAUAAUCCUGAGGUGUUGCUAAAUGAGCUGAGAUCCCCUUCUGAACUGCUUGAUUUUGGAGAAUUCUCAGAUUGCAUGGACUUUGGAAAUGGGACUGGUUCCCCUCUUCUACAUGUUGUUAAUCCAACAUUUGAUUAUGUACCACCAAAGCUUGUUAGUUUAUUUAUCACGGACACAGGAGGGCAUAAUCCAUCAUACAUGUACCGGCUUAUAGCAGAUUAUUACUCUGCUGAUGAUUUGGUAGUGCGGCGAAGACCUGUUAUUGGUAGCUGAGUUUUGCUCCUACUUUGUCUUACACAACAUGAUCUAAUUCUCUCAGGUGAGAAGAAGAACUACUUUGAUAAGAAUUAGAUGGGAGAAAAUCAAAGUUGGGACUUUCAUCCAUCUCAGUUUACAAUUGCCAAUGCUGGAACAUCUUCGAAAAAUUGCAGUUCGGGAGAUAAGAAGACCAAGUCUGCAACUUAACCACCACAAAGAAGACAACACUUCUGUUCAUGGCGGUUUAAGAAGCUUAGCCGUGUACUGAUAGAUUGGAUCAAGCGAAGUGGAAGAUAUUUUUGCCAAUUUGGAGAGUGAUUUUAUUUUUUAAUUUUCUUUUUAUAACAAGACAUACAUAUUGCAUAGAGACUGGAAAAAGUUGUUUGGUGGCUCAUAUUAUUUUUUUCCAUGCAGCGCUCGAAGGAUGGGUUGAAUUGAGUAGAUUUCAUUAAUGUCAUAAGGCUACUUGAAGUUUGUUCUGAAAAUUUUCUUGAAAAGAAUGAGGUUUUGUGGAACAAAAUCUACCAAUAUAUGCCUUUGGCGUGAAUGAAGCUUUUUUUGUUUU